Messenger RNA from Dicentrarchus labrax (European seabass), 3004 nucleotides. Its product is annotated as H-2 class I histocompatibility antigen, Q9 alpha chain. The record is from RefSeq and is a predicted model, not a curated record. Gene Ontology annotation, biological process: immune response. NCBI's taxonomy places the organism in Eukaryota, Metazoa, Chordata, Actinopteri, Moronidae. The transcript is spliced from 8 exons. Bases 122 to 1183 code for a protein of 353 amino acids. Gene Ontology annotation, cellular component: external side of plasma membrane.
UGUCCGCGUCUCUUGUCCUCAUUUCACCCGCGGAGCUCCAACUGGAAACAGUGUGUGUGAGUUUCUCUGGAUAAAGAAACAUGUCAGUGGUUCAGUUCAUUAAAUCCUCAGAUUGAACACAAUGAAGACCCUGAUGUUUGUGGUCCUGCUGGGAAUAGGUCUACAUGGCGCUGCGGCAGUGACUCACUCUCUGAAGUAUUUCUUCACUGGGUCUUCUGGAGUCCCAAACUUCCCAGAGUUUGUGGCUGUUGGGUUGGUUGAUGAAGUUCAGAUAGAUUACUAUGACAGUAACACCAGGAGAGCCGAACCCAAACAGGACUGGAUGAGCAGAGUCACAGAAGGCAAAGCUGACUACUGGGAGUAUAGCACUCAGGCCUCUCUGGGUGCCCAGCAGACCUUCAAAGCCAACAUUGAAAUCUUGAAGCAGCGCUUCAACCAAACUGGAGGUGUCCACAUUUUCCAGUGGAUGUACGGCUGUGAGUGGGAUGAUGAGUCUGAUGAGGUUAAUGGUUUUAUGCAGUAUGGUUAUGAUGGAGAAGACUUCAUAGCAUUUGACCUGAAGACAGAGACAUGCAUCGCUCCAAUACCACAGGCUGUCAUCACCAAAAACAAGUGGGAUAAUGACAAAGCUUAUAUAGCACAGAGAAAAAACUACCUCACCCAGAUUUGCAUUAACUGGUUGAAGAAGUAUGUGGACUAUGGGAGGAGCUCUCUGCUGAGAACAGACCUUCCCUCAGUGUCUCUCCUCCAGAAGACUUCCUCCUCUCCAGUCAGCUGCCACGCUACAGGUUUCUACCCUGACAGUGCCACACUCAUCUGGAGGAAAGAUGGAGAGGAGCUUCAUGAGAACGUGGAACACGGAGAGAUCCUCCUCAACCACGAUGGAUCCUUCCAGAUGAGUGUUGACCUGAAGCUUCAUUCAUCAGUCACACCUGAAGACUGGAGGAGGUACGACUGUGUGUUUCAGCUCUAUGGUGGGAAGAACGACAUCGUCACCAAACUGGACAAAGCAGAGAUCAGGACCAAUGAAGAGAAGACCAUCGACAUAACUGUCAUCAUCAUUGCUGCAGUGGUUGUUCUUGCUCUUGUCCUCAUUGCUGUCGUUGGAUUAAUGGUUUACAAAAAGAGGAAUGCUGAAUGCCAUCAAAAAUCAGGGUCUUCAACAGGAAGUCAAGACAGCUAGACACCAUUGAUCAAAGAUUAAAGCGAGUGACAGAUUGAAGAGGUCUGUGAUUCCCACUCCAUAAGAAAUCUGCAACAUUGAACUUCUGAGCUUCUGCUUUGCAAGAGAAGUAAACAAGUUUUAUUAAAGUAAAGACACAAUGUGUAAAAUACACAAACAUAAACAAUAGGGUCACCAAACCACUAAAAUGGAUUGAAUAUCAUUAGGAGUCAUGUUGCAAAAAAGUUGCAGUGCAAUGAGGCUUUAAAGCUGCACUAAUCAAUAUUUAUGUUUAACAUUUUACAACAAUCCAAGUUGUACCAGCAGAUAAUUAGACUUUAAAUUAGAGUUUACUGGUAAACGUUUGCUUCACUCCAGUUAAAGAAAUAUUGUAGCAGUGUUGAGUGAUACACAGAUUGGCAUAUGCAGCUCAAACAAGGCUGAAGUAGAUCCUCCACACCAUAAACUAUAUUUAAAUCUAUAUUGAACAUCAAAUCACAAUGUUUCUAUCCACAGUGGAUCUUUGCCUUAUUUAAACUACACACCAUCCAUAUGAGUGUGUAACCUUGAUGACACAUAAUGUAUAAAAUGUUCAUAAUUAGAGUAAAUGAUGAACUGUGUCAAUCAAAGAGUGACGAGAAUGUUGAAUGUAUUUAAAUAUGUAAAUAGAGAUACGUUCAUAAAUAUUUGUUCACAUUUCUGAUAUUAAUGUGUUAAACAAAUUCAAGAUGACUUUUUCUUUCUUUCUCUUUGGUGACAGUUGUAGCAAGAUGUGUAAUACAGUUUAAUCUGUAAAUGUUCAUAAUGCAAAUGUACAUAUAGACUCAGUUAUGUGAUUUACAUGCAGCAACAUCCACUCUUGUCCCCCUAAAUGCUGUCGAACAUUCAGCCCUUUGAUUUAUAACUGGAGACAUCUGCAGCACUCUGCACUGUAUUUAUCAAGAAGUGGGUUGGUCUCUCCAUCAGAAGAUAACAGCGUUAGAGAACAUUUAUUCUUAUUUCUUUAUAAAGGGCUGCUCCAAACAUUGCCCCUAUAUUUGACAUCACUUAUUGGUGAACUGAACUGGGAAAGAUGGAUUUUAGAUUCCUUGUAGCGUACAUUGGGAUGACUGGCAGUGUACCUUCACACUUACUUACUAUAUGCAAUGAAAUUCAAUUCAGAAAUCAAAUCAAAACCCUGAUUGAUUUUAGGUGUGACUGGUCAUGAAUGCAAUUUAUUUGGUGAUGAUGAUUUGUAGCUUCUGCUGUUGCAUUUAUUAUAUAUUCUGCAGUGUUACUAUUAUUGCUUUAUUGUAAUUAUUACAAUCAAUAUUGUACAUUUUAAAAUUGUUUGUCUGUUUUUAUAUACUUAUGUGCUCAGGAAUCUAUUGAAAAUUAGAUGUGUAGUUCAUUUGGACUAAUUGAAGAAAUAAAGGAUACAAACACAUUUACAUUGUAGUGGGAAAAUGCAUUCAGAAAUAAGGUUCUGCGAACAUGAAGCAAACUACAUUAUGUUGUGCUAUUUUAUGUUUAAUUUUACAGGCUUACAGUAUAAUAUUUUAUGUUCAUGUAUGUUAAUCCUCAUGCAUUCACACUCUGGUUGUCUCACACUAGUUAGGAGAGUUGUUAUUCAGUGUGCCAUGAGCUAAGCACAUUCCAAAGACCAAGGCUGUCUCCUGGAGAGUAGGGCAUCAGAUGUGUUAUGACUACUGUUUAUCAGACAUUAGAUGCCACCAAUAGACACCCUUGAGAAAGAGGCAUACAACAGAGUGAUUCUCUUUGUUCUAGUUAGUUGAUUCUCGAGACAACUCGGUUUGCUUGUAUCCUGUGUUGAUGCAAAUAAAUCUUACACGUGAAGUGAAA